AAAAUCUCACGAUUAACUGCGAGACUUUGAAUCUCCAAAAUUUUGUCCGGACCAAAGAGCGACAUCCGAUCAAAGGGGGAUGGCCACCCGGAGAUGCUCGGGUCAAGAAAGGGGUCCUACACUUGGAUGAACCGGGGGAGGAGAGAGCGCUGCGAGGCUGUCAUGUAAGCUGUCUCCUCUGGGGGCCUCCUCUCGGUUCGCGGCUGCUUCCUGCCUCAGGUAGAAGCCUCAGUGGCAGCAGUGUUUCUGCUGCUGGUAGCUUCAGGGCUGCUCUCUCUCUUCUCUCUGCUCCCUCCAGCUGAGCAGGCAAAACAUCCUCUGCUUCAAGCACGAAAAUGGAGAAGAUCUGCUCAGAGUGCACAGAGCCAACACUUGCACAGAGUCUCUGUACGCUGUGCAACAAGUGGCUGUGCUACCAGUGUACCGAUGUGCACCAGCACCAAAGAGCCUCCUCCCAGUAUGCUGAUUCGUUCCAGCAGCAGCAAAGGCCCAGUGCCGCACAGUGCCCUGACUUGCACCAGAGAAACUCCAGCACACUGCCUCCUACUGGACAAGGCCCCGGCUCGUAUCCUUGCUCCCUCCUCAUGUGCCACACUCACCGACAGGAGCCCUUGGAACUUUUUUGUGAGUCAUGUGACCUUUUGUGCUGCAGCAGCUGUCACCUGUCCUCCCACAAAAACCACAGGGUGGUGCAGAUUGGCAAGGCCCUGCAGGAUCAGCAGUGGCUGUUCGAAAACCUGAUGGUGCAAGUGGAAGAGAGGCGGUCUUCAGUGGAAAACAGUGCAAAACAAAUAGAAGACAGACUGCAUGGAGUGAAGAUCGCACACAGGAAGGCAGAGAACCAGAUUAAAAUGGCAAAGAUGAUUAUGAUGAACGAGCUUAACAAACGAGCCAACCUAUUAAUAGAGCAACUGGAGAAGAUUUCGGAGGAGUUCCAGCAGCGUCUGGAGGACCAGCUGCAGGGGGCAAUAGAGAUCUGCGGCCAGCUGGACCACAUUCAGAAGUUCAUCACCUGGGCCACAACCCAUCACUGCAGAGGCCCCGUGCUCUUCAGCAGGGCUCUGAUUUCUCUCCAGAUGCAGCAGCUGCUGGAGUCGUCUCUCCACACAGACUCCUGGAGUCCUGUCAAGAUCAAGUUUAACUGGGAUGCCAGUUACUGGACAAAGCAGAUUUCCUCUUUCGGUCAGCUAAUUGUCGAUGGGGGGAAUUGUGCUUAUCCUUCGGGAUUGGCCUGUUCCAGUAUUUUGAGGCCCCAACCCGUCGCCUGCUUGGCUCUGCCCGCCAUGUUUCACAGAGGCCGAGAGCCAGGCUGCGGCUACCAAACCUGCUGCGAGCCUCAGAUAUGUUGCCUGCAUGGCAUGCCCCCUCAGCAGGAGCUGGCCACUCUGGACAAAAGCCAGGUGGAGAGCACUCUGUUUAACUCCAGCUGUGCUCAGCCUGCUCACUUCUCUGCUUCACUGCACCAGAGUCAGCAGCUCCAGAGGUUUUGGGAGACGGAGAGCUCCCUUCAGUGCCCUCCUCCUACAUCUCCUCUCCCAGCACCCAUCCAGCUCGGCUGCAGCCAAGGAUCUGCAGCCCAAGAUGCUCAGCCUUUAACAUACGCCUCCUGUCACCAACGUCAGAGGGAAAUCGCUCCAGAGAGCCAGACUCACCUCAAUGCGGACCGUGGCGGUCUGGGUCAGUGUAAGGCGAAGUUGUCUACAAGCCCGGCUCUGCAGCAAGAGGUCAGCCACAAUGUGAGGGACAAAGAUGAGGAGAGAUGUAGAGGGGAGACCCGUGGACAGUCGGCAGAAGAUGAAAGCAGAGAGCUGGAUGAGGAUCUGGAGGCAGGCAGAAGGGAGCAGAGUCUGGUCCAGCUUCAGGCGUGUUUAGCUGCUGACCAGCAGAGGACCAGACUCAGAAUGCAUAGAAAUGGCAAGCAGAGGUCCACGUCCCUGGAGGUGUCCGCCAGAGCCCACGAGCGUGCAUCUGAUGUGCAGAGCAGCAGGCUGAGCCCCAGCUUGGUGUGUACGACGAGGAAGCGUCGCUCCCGGAGCAUCCCGACAGAGCUGGUGGCCCCGCCCUCCAGCCCUUACGCUGAAAGGCCUGCUGCAGGAUGCAUAAACAGCCAGGAGGCAGGAGCUGCGAAGAAGUAUGACAUGAUAGAGCUAAAACAACGGAGAGCUUCCGAUGGAGGACUUUGUGUCGUCAACGAAACCGACUCAAUCCAAUCCAAAGGAUUGUCUCCUUCACCUCCCUAUAAGACAGAACCAGAUCACCCAACUGCUUUUGUGUAUGAAGAGGUUGAAUACAGAGCCAAGGAGAAGCACAGACUACCACGAAACAGCAUCACCAAUAAUGGAGAAGCUCUGAAAGACUCGGGGAGAUCCAGGGUUCCAGUGGUUUGCUUAGAGCGUCUCAAAAUCCUCGUGUCUCAGCUGCCCCCACACGGACGAAGACAAAGUGACCCUUUGCCUGCCAGUGAGACAGAGAAGAGCGAAGGCCUCGCCCAGCACAGCACAUGGCACACAGUAAUGCAACACGGGACAGCCAGGGGGUCUGACCCCAGAAGGACCACCCGCUCACUCACAGAGCGAUCCACUCGCAGCCCGUCUGUCGCCUACGCUGACACCUGUGACUUUAGCAGGAGACUCAGCUUCCACACAGCAUCCACACAGAUUCCUACUGACUCCAAAUACGUGCCAGAAAGUUACUUUGCACCCGAUUUGGACACAGACUCUGAUCCCAGGUCAGUUUCGGAGGAAGUCACCUGUUAUCCGACUGACCCAGGUCCACUGCUACACUCUGAUGGGUCGCUGGAUUCCAAUCCAAAUGCAGUAUCGUCUUCCGAGGCUGAGUUUGAACUUGCUGCUGCGAGUCAGUCAACAGGUUCAGGUGAGGUGAGACAGAAUGUGGAUUCAGAACCGAGCCUUGAUUACGAGGUGGAGCCAGACACGGAUGCAGGAGCGGGAUCAGAGGACGGUCAGGGGUUGGAUGCUGAUACAGAAUCGGGGGAUCCCGAAACCGAGUCUGACACCCAGCCUGAAUAUGAUCCCAGUUUCCAGACUGAAACCGACUCCGAUGCUGUAUCCGGUCAGCCUCCAGACUUUCAGGGCUCCGGGGAGUCCGAUCUCGACUUGGAGUCUGAACCCGAACCGACAACUGACGACCCCCAGCCGCUGCGCUCUGACCUGGAGGAGGAGCCGCAGAUGGGCCCUGGUCCGAGGCAGCUUUUGAUCGCAAAUCAUGGGGCUCAGAGGGACGAAGAGGACAUUCACACAGAGCAGGACGUGGAUGAGAUGGAGAGUGAGGACUUCUGCGCAGUCUGCCUGAUUGGAGGGGAGCUGCUGUGCUGUGACCGAUGUCCAAAGGUCUUCCACUUAUCAUGCCAUGUGCCGCCUCUUCUGAGCUUCCCCACAGGAGACUGGGUGUGCAGCAUCUGCAGAGAUGUUUUACAGCCCGAAGUUGAAUAUGACUGUGAGAAUGAGAGAUCAUCUGCAGCAAACACUGCGCUCGGACUCUCUGCUUGCGAUCAGAGAAAAUGUGAGCGACUGGCUCUUCUGAUUCUCAGCAACAUCUUGAGUGCUCCUUUCCACGAGCCCGUCAGUCCACUUGCACGUCAUUACUACCAGAUCAUCAAGAGGCCAAUGGAUCUGUCUGUGAUCAGAGCCAAGCUCAGUAAAGGGAAUCCCAGGCAUUACAGCUGCCCGGACCAGUUCGUUGCUGAUGUCUGUCUCAUGUUCCGCAACUGUGCAAAAUUUAAUUAUCCUGACUCGGAGGUGGCCCAAGCAGGCCACAGCCUUGAGCUGUUCUUCAUGUCGAAGCUGAAAGACGUUUUCCCAGACAAAGAUUUCCCGAUGGCUGAGCUCGAUUCUGACAGCGACGAGUACGACGAGACCUGCAGGGCCGCUAAUGGCAGCUUCCUCUGGCCAGAGAGAAGGGAGCAGUGUCACAGGAAGAGGAAGAGGAGGCAGUCGCUCAAGUCGAGGAGGCAUCACUUCUAACUGCAUGGUGAUCAGAAAGAAAACUGUGCUCACAAAAAUGUUUUUCGUUUUUUUUUGUAAUUUGUCUAUUUUUAAGUGACAGCCUGUGGAGUGACAAGAGAGAUCUUAUUUGAUGACCAAUGUUGUGGUUUGUUGUAAAUUGUCAGUGCUACCAUCUGAUGGCAGCUGAACAUAUCUUCUUUAGUUAUUCUUCCUGCAGGCAGCUAAUCAAAGAAGCUGAAUGUGUAAAAAUUGUUUUGUUGGCAGGGUGUACGCAGCCGAGUGUACGGAGUUCCUCUUGUAGCCAUAAACAUGUUCUACGUAUUACUUACUGUAAGAGCUUCUUUAUCGUAUCACCACAUAACCCACUGAUGCACUGCAUUGCUUAUUGCUUUAUUUACAUGUAGAUAUAUAAUCGGUGCACGCUUUCUGCCCUAAGCUGUAUUGUACAAACGGGACGUUGUAGCUGGAUGUUUUUGAAACCUUGUAAUACGUGGACUUUUUUUUAAGUGACAUGGUCCUCAGUAUAAAAGAAAUGUUAAAAUGUUAAUGCUAGCAAAUUCUGUAAUGUUUUUACUCAUAUAUGGUCUACAUAUUAUAAAUGUUUGCCUGCAUAGAAACACUUUUGCUGUCGCUUCCAGUUACAAAAAGAACUUUUGCUUCUUCUUGACAUAACCUGAGUUUUAGUUUGUCACUCAAAAACAUAAAAAAAAUGUUUCUCAUUUUAUCUUUUUGAUCAGAAAGAAAUAAAGGGUGAAAGAGUAAGAAAUAUAUGUUCUGUUAAAGCUACAAGGAUAAGAAUAGUGGCAUAGGAUUUUAUGUGUUAAACUAUAAAAAUGUGUUUAAUUUUGAAUCAUUAAGAGGUGAAACAGGAUCCAUCCAUGUUCCACAAAAACAUGUGAACCUUUCCUAUUUAAAUAACUCAGGCUGAAUAAAAAAAGACAUUAUUCAUAGUUCUAAAACGCCAGUAUUAUUUGUACAACAAAUUCUGUUUAAAGCGUGUAAAUUUAUAACUCCUCAGAUCAUUCCCUGUUUACAAAUACUUCACGGUACUGCAGCUCAAACUAGACAUGGCCCGUUUUUCUUUUUAUAGAUGUCAUAGGAAAAUGUAUUAAAAAUAGUAUUUCUUUUUGUUUUGAUGAAGAUGGACAAACUUUACUGAAAAUCUAUGUUUGAAUUUUCUUUUUCAUUUUUUUAACUGUAAAAGCUUCAAAUGAACAGAUACACAAUAUACUAGCUUGUUGAAAUAUAAACCCAUUACAAGUGUCAUCAUUUCUACAAUAAAUGGGAUAUUUGAAAAUUUG
This is a messenger RNA of Poecilia reticulata (guppy), 5266 nucleotides long. It is a transcript of the gene trim66, whose product is annotated as tripartite motif containing 66. Gene Ontology annotation, cellular component: chromatin. Lineage: Eukaryota; Metazoa; Chordata; Actinopteri; Cyprinodontiformes; Poeciliidae. Gene Ontology annotation, molecular function: protein binding; zinc ion binding. The record is from RefSeq and is a predicted model, not a curated record.